GCCCCAGCUGCCUUUGUUUCGGGAGCGCGUCACCUGACGCGUUCGCCGCUCGUGCCUUUUCGGGAGAGGCCCUGGUGACGUCAUUUCCAUGACUGAAGAGCCAUGACGUCACCUGAUUAGACUUCUCCCCCCCCCCCAUGCCCCGCCCCGCGCUGACAGCCCCGGUACUACGCCGGGCGCCGGCUGUUUAUCUGCUGCGAGCUUUGCGGCCCAGGGUCCGGACGAGGGAGUGGCUAACCCGGCCCCCUGGGGUUUUUGCCAGCCCCAACCAUGCCUCCACCAAGGGGUGAUGUAACCGCCUUAUUCCUGGGUCCUCCGGGUUCGGGAAAGUCAGAGAUCAUCGCUGCGCUCCGGGAGGCUCCAGAGGCCUGGCAUGAAGACGCUCGCGUCCCUGCCCUCUACCCCGCGGGACCUGGUCUCUUCCUGGGCGAGCUGAGCUGCCCUCCGGCAGUGCCCGAACCCUGGGCAGCCGAGGCUGAUGUGCUUGUGCUGGUCUGGGGACCCCGGAGCGGGAACGGGGUUGAGGAAGAGGAUGGGUCUCUGCCCGAGGGGCUGGGGGCAGCUGGGCGGGCGGCCCUGGCCCGGGGGGCACCCCUGCUAGCAGUGUGGAGCCGAAGUCCCAGAAAUGGGAACACCGGGAGCCCGGAGCAGCCUGAAGACUUGGAGCAGGACAGGAUGAAGGCGGCGGCCCAGCUGGCUGCUGCAGGGCUGGGGGCAGCACCACUUUAUAUACUUAGUCGGCCUGGGCCUCAAGGAACUGACCUGACCAGACUUCGGGAGGCGCUACAGGACCGGGGGGCGGCACUGGAGAGGCUGCUGCCUCCUGCCCAGGAAGGUUUCGAGGUCGUGGGAGGAGCCGAGCUAGAAGCGGUGCGCGAGGCUUUUGAGGCAGGUGGCCUGGAGGCUGCGAUGACCUGGCUGCGCUCGGGCCUCGAGCGUCUGGGCAGCGCCCGGGUGGACUUGGGUGUGGCUGGUCCAGAAGCCCCCACAGUUAUAGGCUCCCUCCUUGGGCAGCACCCUGAACCCACUCCGUCCUCCCCCGGGCCAGCCCCCUAUCCUGCCCCAGAGAGGCCCAAUGUGGUCCUUUGGGCGCUGCUUGACUACCCCGACCCCGCCCCCAGCCCUGACCCCAGGCCCGCUCACUACGAUGCCCUGGUCCUGGUGGUUCCCGGACCCCCGACGCCUGCUGACGUAGCUCGUGGGAGGGCGUUGGCGGGCCUUGUCACGCCCAUCUUCUUCGUGAGGACUGACGGCGAAGGCGAAGAUCCUGAACCAGAAGAGGAUGAAGAGAAAUCUGGUGGCGGGGAUGGGGAGGACAAAGAAAAAGGUAGAGAGGACGGGAAGAAAUGUGAUGGUGGGAAGAAUUCGGGCAGCGAGAGUACAUCGCCAGAUGGAGACCGGAAAUCAGGCGGUGGAUUUGGGGAGCACGAGAUAAAAUCGGGUGGCGGGGAUGGGGAGGAAGAGGGCUGGGAGGUUCUGGGCACUGAGGAGGCAGAAGACGCACCGCUGCCUGUCUUCCCCCUGCGUCCCGGGGGCCUACCGGGCCUGGCGGCUGCGCUGCAACGAGCCCUGACCCCAGCCCAGGGGACAGCUCUGCUGCUGGCCCUGCCUCCCGCGUCUGCGCGGGCAGCGCGCGCCAAGGCAGACGCGCUGCGGGCUGGAGCGUGGCGCGCAGCGCUGCUGGCCAGUGUGGCAGCAGCUGCGUCCCCGGCCCCAGGGCUGGGACACGCGUGCGACGUGGCGCUGCUGCGGGGUCAACUGGCGGGCUACCGGCGGGCGCUGGGGCUCGAGGCGGCCGCGGUGGCCCGCCGAGAGCUCGCCCUGGGGCUGGAGCCUGGGACUCUGGUGGGGCGCGAGCGCUCUCGACUGGCACUGAAUGGAGCGGCACGUGGAGAAGUGGAGGCGCGCCUGAGGGUCUGGGCUGGCGAAGGAACAGCGGGCGGCGCAGCCCUGGGUGCUCUCUCCUUCCUGUGGCCGGCGGGUGGCGCGGCGGCCACCGGGGGCCUUGGGUACCGCGCGGCCCACGGCGUACUCCUGGCCGCUCUGGACGAGCUGCAGGCCGAUGCUGAGGCCGUGCUGGGCCCGGGCCCAGACCCUGAAUAAGGAUCGCACAGCCUUGCUGUGCCCUUGUCUCUGCCCGCUAGAAAUCUGGAGGUGGAUGGGGGAGGAGGACACCUGGAUGUUCCGGGAUCUCGGAUCCCUGGUGCUGACCGGGGGCUGGCUGGGCGAUCUGGAUGCCUGGGUCUUUGAGUGGGUGGGUGGAGAUCACAAUGCAGCCUUCAUACAGGAUCGGGAUGCAGGAUGGGACUGGGGGAAAUGAUGCUACCUGGGUCUUGGGAUGGGAAGGCUCUGCUGGUGCAGAGAUAGAGGGGCAAUGAUGAGACUGAAAUAGAAGAGAGAGGGGAAGAAUCCAGCCUGCUUGGGGUGCUCUCAUCUUGGGACUGCCUCUCCCUCAUUUGUUUUUCUUGGUCUGCAGUGUGAUAUAAUGGGAAUACAGGGGCUGGAGAUAGCUGUAGACCAGUAGUUGCCUUUAUUUAUGCAUUUAUCCAGUUUCAUCCCUGCCCAGCAACCUCCCAGUUGCUAGUUGAGUGGGGGGAUCCUAUCAGCGUGGCUCUGUAGAGAUUGUGUCUCCACCAGAAAGGGGAAGAAAUGGGCACCGUCCCUAGAUGUUGGCCACCUCGGCAAGCCUUCCCACCCUCUCCUGAAGCUCUGCCUCUGCCAGGCUUCCACAAAUACUCUGGCCAGGAGGGAUCACCAACUUUGGGCUUUCCACAUCUUUCCCUGGGAGAGCACCAUUGGCGGGGAACUCAUUACUUACCCGUGACAAUCCGUUGUACUCUUAGAUAGCAGGGGUGUUGAUCAUGAACUUGUUGCGUUUUUAAUAAAUAUUUUGAUAACAUUUCAAA
This is a messenger RNA of Phascolarctos cinereus (koala), 2906 nucleotides long. RefSeq names its product immunity related GTPase Q (gene IRGQ). NCBI's taxonomy places the organism in Eukaryota, Metazoa, Chordata, Mammalia, Diprotodontia, Phascolarctidae. Gene Ontology annotation, molecular function: GTP binding. The record is from RefSeq and is a predicted model, not a curated record.